AUGAAGAGAGUUACGGUGUUAAUUUCUGGAUCUGGUUCUAACCUGCAAGCGCUGCUGGAUGCUGAAAGGGAAGGUAAGUUGCCCGGUAUAUCGAUCACGCAUGUCAUAUCUUCUAGCAAGAAGGCUUACGGCUUGGAGAGAGCUGCCGCUGCUGGUGUACCCACCACAAUUCACUCUCUUUACAACUAUACCAAGAGCAUUCCUAAGGAGGACGUAGCUCAAAAGAAAUUGGCCAGACGUCAAUUUGAGAAGGAUUUGGCACAGGUGGUUCUGGAAUCUAAACCUGAUCUAGUGGUCUGUGCUGGCUGGUUAUUGAUCUUGGGCCCAGACUUCCUGGCUAUACUGAAGGGUAUACCUAUACUUAACUUACAUCCUGCCCUUCCGGGCCAAUUUGAUGGAACUACACAUGCCAUAGAGAUGGCCUGGAAUAAAUGCCAAGAGGAUAAUAAGCCUUUGAAAGCCGGCUGUAUGGUGCACUACGUGAUAGAAGAAGUUGAUAAAGGUGAGCCAUUAGUGGUAAAAGAGCUGGAAAUAGUUCCUGGGAAGGAAACUCUGGACCAAUACGAAGAAAGGGUACACAAAGCCGAACAUGUAGCAAUUGUUGAGGCAACUUUGAAAGCUCUAGCGAAUUAA
Nakaseomyces glabratus is the source of this 633-nucleotide messenger RNA. RefSeq names its product phosphoribosylglycinamide formyltransferase (gene ADE8). Lineage: Eukaryota; Fungi; Ascomycota; Saccharomycetes; Saccharomycetales; Saccharomycetaceae. Gene Ontology annotation, biological process: 'de novo' IMP biosynthetic process. Gene Ontology annotation, cellular component: cytoplasm. The record is from RefSeq and is a predicted model, not a curated record. Gene Ontology annotation, molecular function: phosphoribosylglycinamide formyltransferase activity.